CGGGGAGCUGCGGCGGGAGGGAGCGGGAGCGGCGGGGCGCAGCCUCCCGGGCCGCAGCGGGGAUGCGCCGCGGAUCCCGGCCAGGAGGUGCAGUUCAGCUGAGACUGACUUGCUCUUUGGCCAUCCAUAAACCGUGAAUCAGAAGGAUGCAGAAGACUAUCCCCUGCCUUUUUGCCCAUGAGUGAUAAGAGCACAAGAUCAUUAACACAAGUUUGCUGCAAAGAUGAGUUCAGAGGAGAAGAGUGUAUCUCCAGCUCACAAAACAUCCACUCCAUCACAUAGAAGUGCCUCCUCUUCGUCAUCCUCUCAGAGAGACAGGAGGCAGAGUGUUCAUAUUUUGGAGAGAAAAGCUUCUUCAGGAAGCACAGACCCUUCUUUAAGCAAGCAGUUCCUUGAAAGUGAUCAUCUCUCUCUAUCCAAGGAACCUGACAGCUGGGAAAUCAUAGAGGGUCUGAAAAUAGGCCAGACCAAUGUCCAGAAGCCAGACAAACAUGAAGGUUUCAUGCUGAAGAAGAGAAAAUGGCCAUUAAAAGGUUGGCACAAGAGGUUUUUUGUCCUGGAUAAUGGAAUGUUGAAAUAUUCAAAGUCACCAAUUGAUAUACAGAAAGGAAAGGUCCAUGGGAGCAUUGAUGUUGGUUUAUCAGUCAUGUCUAUAAAAAAAAAGGCUCGUAGAAUAGAUCUCGACACAGAAGAGCACAUCUAUCACCUAAAGGUGAAGUCGCAGGACUCGUUUGAUGCGUGGGUUUCCAAGUUACGGCACCACCGGCUGUACCGCCAGAACGAGAUCGUGAGGUCUCCCAGGGAUGCCAGCUUCCACAUAUUCCCCUCAGCCUCCACCACAGAGUCCUCCCCAGCUGCCAACGUGUCGGAUGGGAAGGUGCAGCAAAAUAAUUUCUCCUGGCAGCCUCCUAUACCCUGCAGUAACAGCCUUCCUGUCACCUGCACUACUGGUCAGAGUAAAGUAGCAGCCUGGUUGCAGGACUCUGAAGAAAUGGACAGAUGUGCAGAAGAUCUUGCUCAUUGUCAGUCUAACCUCGUGGAACUCAGUAAACUUCUUCAAAAUUUAGAAAUACUACAGAGAACUCAGUCAGCACCAAAUUUCACUGACAUGCAGGCUAACUGUGUAGAUAUUUCAAAGAAAGACAAGCGGGUCACGAGGCGAUGGAGAACAAAAAGUGUCAGCAAAGAUGCAAAAAUUCAACUUCAGGAAGGGCCGGCACCGAAGGGCCAGCUCAGCUCAACACGACGCCGGCAGAGACUGGCAGCUGCAGUGGCUACAACAGUCCCGUUCAGUGCCACCAUGUCGCCGGUUCGACUGCACUCAUCCAACCCCAACCUCUGUGCAGACAUCGAGUUUCAGGCUCCCCCAAGCCAUGUGGCAGACCCUCUGGAGUGCUCCACUGAGUACAUGAAGCUGCAAGAAGAAUUCUGCUUGAUGGCACAGAAAGUGCAUUCUCUUUUGAAGUCUGCCUUUAACAGCAUAGCUAUAGAGAAGGAGAAGCUGAAGCAGAUUGUUUCAGAGCAGGACCUUGCAGGCCACAAUGCUCAAAUAGCUCACCUCAGACAGUCCCUCUCUCAGGCUCUCAACCAGAAUGCUGAACUAAGGAGUCGCUUGAACAGAAUACAUUCAGAAUCUGUAAUUUGUGAUCAGGUUGUCAGUGUAAAUAUUAUCCCUAGUCCUGAUGAGACGGGUGAACAAAUUCAUGUCAGUUUGCCACUGUCUCAGCAAGUUUCUAAUGAGAGCAGGCUCUCAAUGUCUGAAUCUGUUUCAGAGUUCUUUGAUGCACAGGAGGUGCUUCUGUCUGCCAGCUCGUCAGAAAACGAGGCUUCUGAUGAUGAAUCUUAUAUCAGUGAUGUGAGUGACAAUAUAUCUGAGGACAACACCAGUGUUGCAGACAACAUUUCUCGGCAAAUUCUUAAUGGUGAGCUAACAGGAGGCGCAUUCCGAAAUGGACGGAGGACUUGUCUCCCAGCUCCCAGCCCUGACACCAGUAACAUCAAUCUGUGGAAUAUUUUGAGAAAUAACAUUGGCAAAGAUCUUUCCAAAGUGUCCAUGCCAGUUGAGCUAAAUGAGCCUCUGAACACCUUGCAGCAUCUUUGUGAAGAGCUGGAAUACAGUGAGCUCUUGGACAAGGCUGCCGAAACAGACGAUCCCUAUGAGCGCAUGGUUCUCAUAGCUGCCUUUGCAGCAUCAGGCUAUGCCUCUACAUACUUUAGAGCAGGAAGCAAGCCAUUUAACCCAGUGCUUGGUGAAACUUAUGAAUGUAUUCGAGAAGACAAAGGAUUUCGAUUUUUCUCAGAGCAGGUUAGCCACCAUCCUCCCAUUUCGGCCUGUCACUGUGAAUCGAAAAACUUUGUGUUUUGGCAAGAUAUCAGAUGGAAAAACAAAUUCUGGGGGAAAUCAAUGGAAAUUCUGCCUGUUGGAACCUUGAAUGUGACUCUUCCAAAGUAUGGAGAUUACUAUGUCUGGAACAAAGUCACUACUUGCAUACAUAAUAUUCUUAGUGGAAGGAGAUGGAUAGAGCACUACGGAGAGAUAACUAUCAGAAACACAAAAAGCAGUGUUUGUAUUUGUAAACUCACUUUUGUCAAGGUGAACUACUGGAAUUCAAAUGUCAAUGAGGUCCAGGGUGUUGUGAUAGAUCAAGAAGGGAAGGUGGUUCACCGCCUUUUUGGCAAGUGGCAUGAAGGCCUCUACUGUGGGGUUGCACCUUCAGCCAAGUGCAUUUGGAGACCAGGCUCCAUGCCAACCAAUUAUGAGCGUUAUUAUGGCUUCACAAGGUUUGCUAUUGAGCUCAAUGAAUUAGAUCCCUUACUGAAAGAUCUUCUUCCUGCAACAGAUGCACGAUUCAGGCCAGAUCAAAGGCUUCUGGAGGAAGGAAAUAUAGAAGCAGCAGCAUCUGAGAAACAAAGAAUAGAGGAACUCCAGAGAGCUCGGCGGCGGUACAUGGAAGAGAACGGCAUUGAAUAUGUACCCAAAUUUUUUAAAAAAGUUAUUGACGCUAAUCAAAGAGAAGCCUGGGUUACCAAUGAAACCUACUGGGAACUGCGAAAGGAUCCUGGCUUUAGUAAGCUAGACAUUCCUGUACUCUGGUAAACUGAGAAUGUAGACCUAGUAAACAUAUCACUCUGAAGAAAAAAAAAAAAAUAACUAUGCACAAUAUGUUUCUUAUAGCUAAGCGUGGUUUGUGGGUCUACAGGAAAAACCAUAUCAUACACAUUUAUAUUCAUCUUUAUAAUGGACUUUUGGAAGUGCAUUAGACCAGGUCCCUGACCACUUCUGGAUCUUUCUAAUUUUGCAGCAGCCAUCAAAACUAAUUAAAAAAAAAAACAAAAAAAAAAAAAAAAAGGAGACAGAAACCUUUUAAAGUUUCGUAUGCUGAAAUUUCGGAAAUAAAGAAGCAGAUGAGUUAUCCAAAGUCACUCGGAAGAGGUGGUAAGCGCAGAACUGCAACCGGUGCUUUAAACAGACAUUAAGAGUAAUACAAUUUAAAUUAAAGAAAAAAAGAAAGAAAAAGAGAAAAAAAAAAAUCCAUUUUGUUUCAACUAUUUUUGUUAAAAACUCUUGGGUCACAACACUGUCAUUUCUGGCUUCGGGUUAGUCCUUUGGUGUGAUGUGCUUGGACUGGCCUUUGUCAAAAAGAUAUGCUUUUCUGGAAGCUGUUCCCAUUCAUAUGCCAUUGUUCAUGCCUUAACAAAUAUGAAGAUGUACAUUAAGUAAUUUUAAAAUAUCUAUGCUUAGGCUUGUGUGAAGGGCAGAUUUUUAAAGCUCUAGAAUUUUAUCACAAUAUAAAUACUGAAAGACCUGCAUUAUUUGAAAUCAAAAGAUAACCAAACAUCUAACUGUAUUUCAGAGGUAUGAGAUCUACUGUACAUGCUUUAGCUUUGGGAUGCUGGCUGUAUAAUCAGACUGAAAAGAAACUGCUAGCUGGUUGAAUUUCAAUUUUGGUAAAUGCAUAUGAGUUGCUAGUCAGAAAGUUCAUAUUCCUGAUGCUGAGAUGCAGUCGUCACAUUUAGUACUGGCUGGACAUAGACCUCUCAGUGAAUCUCAUUUUCCCAUAACUGUUUAUACAAUUAGAAAUCCCUGAAGCUUUGCAACAGUGUUAAAAGCACAGAGAGAUUUCAUGCAAAGGUCUCUGGCUUCUCUCCAGAAGCUGGAUAGUACUGUAAAUGCAACUGUUUUCUGCCACACACAGUUUAUUUUCCUGGCUCUGUUUUUCCCCAUCUACUUCUCUUACCUAAAUUUAUGUUUGAGAGUAAUGGCAGAGGCUCACACGUGUUAUAGCUAACAACUUCUACUUGUGUUGCCAAUAUAGCUUUUUGCUAUAGUGCAAAAUAUACUUCACAUUUUUUCAUAAAAUGGUUCUAUAAUUUUUUAUUAAAAACAAAGUCUCUUAUGUGUUGCUAAGCCUCAGUUAAUAUAAGUGGGAGAAGACUUGGCACUUUCUAUUUGAAAAUCUCUGAAACAUUAAACAGUAGGAGGGCAGAUCUUAAUAAAAGAAAAAACAGUAAUUUAUUUGAUAAGAGCUACAUUCCAUAUGGUACGAUCUAGUCUUCCAUUUAUGCAUGUGUUAUACAUCCAACCACUGAUGAUAGGUUAGAUUUCAUGCACAGGCUCUGCAUUCCUUUCUGCCCAUGCAUAACAUACAAUUUUUCUAUUUAAGAGUGAUUCCAGUCCUGAGGUCAUAAAUAAAAUUAUUAGAUAGGUAUGUGAUCUGCCAGCUGAGCUGCUUGAACAGUUGUCAGUGCAUUACCACACAUCCCCAGCUCUCAGCCUGCUUCUUCCUUUUCCAGAGUCCCUAUACAACUGAGAUUACUUUGGUUAUUUAAUAUUCAUUUGGUUCUCCCUGUUGAUUGUACAGCAAAGUAACUAGCAGGGCAAUUAGCUGUUAAUCAGUUCCAAAUUCUUUACACAGUUCUCUUACAGAAAGAACUAUGAAAACCUACAGGAAAUAUUAAGUAGACUUUUUAUGAAUUGUGGAUGGUCAUGAAUUUUUAAAUAAAAAUUUGGUAUAAAAAUUCCUGUGUAGAUUAAUGGGAUUUCUUCCAAAGAAAAUUUUAAGUUAUUCAAAGAAUAAAUUUUAAGUUAUUCAAAGAAUGUUAUAUUUCUCUUUCCUAGUUGGAAGUAGUCUGAUUUAUUCUUACUUUAGUUCUGCAAUUGUUACUAUAAGAAAAUGAAAUAUAUCAGAGUUGGUUUUUUAAGUAAUAUUUGGUUAAGGUCAUCCUACUUGCUUUAAUAAUAUUACACUAGGAAUUAAAUUGGCACAUUAUGUGUAAAAUAGCAGCUAGUUAUUCUAUGUAGUUUUCUUUAAAACCAACCCUAUUAAACAUUUGCCCAUCUUUUGCUCCAGUCUUUGUGUGCAGUUCACUGUGAUAUUAGGAAAUAUUGUGUGUAUGACUGCAAACACAAUUGAGGGACAGAGCUGCAAAUCUUUAGUUAAAUAUAGAAAGAAGGUCUUUAGUUUUACAGCACUCUGGCAGUGCUCUGUGAAUGCCAUUAUUUGCAAUGCAAACUGAAACUUGGUGGACACUAUGAAUGCUGUCACUGAAUAGUUUUUUGCAAUUGUUUAUUUGACACUCAUUGAAAGAAAAAUAAUACUAACAUUUUUUAAAUCUAGAAAAUCUGUGAUACGCUAAAUCUUUCAUUAAAGUCACUUUCUAAGCCAAGUGGAUGUUAAAUUAGUGAAUUAGUAAGUAGAAAAGACACAAAAUGAUGCACCAUAAGAUAUCUGCAGUCUCUAUCAGAAAUUAAAAAGUUCAAGCAGAUAUACCAUAAAGCAGCUUCUUGUAGUGCAGAAUUCUCUGUAUUCUGUGCAAAAUCUGUUAUUGCAUUUUCCCUCUAAUAUUGGCAGACAUAAUGGAAUAUUUUGUGCUAUUUCUGAAGUGGAUAGGUGUUAGGGCUUCUAUCCAAAUUAUAAUUUUUAGUCAACCUGUGACAUUCUCAGCAUUGAGUGAGCUGGGGUGUGUUUUCCCCAUCCCCUGCCCAUGUCGUGCAGAACUGAGUGUCCCAUGCUGCCAAGAGAGUGCACCACUGGCUGUUUUGCAGCCUGGCACCUUUUGUAAAUGCCUGCUGGCUUUUGGCAGCACUGCUGCUCAGACACCCCUUCCCAGCAGGUGGGAUUUCUCCUGCUCCAGGAUCAGACCUUUUCACUUCUGUGGAACCUCGUGGAGUGAGUGUUCCUGGCCCAGUCCUCAGGCUGAGCAUGUGCUCUUCUGGUUGAAGCUUUGCCAUCUCAUCCUGCUGAUUUGGUGUCAUCUGUAGCCUUAUGUCCUUGAGCAGGUCACAGGGGAGGUGUUGGCUGGCACAGUCACAGAACUGACCCUGCAGGGCUGUGCUCACUGCUGGCUGCCAGCAGGGCAUAGACCAUUCAUCAGUGAGUGCCUUUCAGGCAGGUUUCUGCCCCACUCACUCCAUUUAUCCAGGCAGUAUUUCUCUUUGGAGGGCAUGAAAAAUUCUAUCCAACUCAGUAGAUUUAAUUGCUGUAUGCUUGGUAAGUGUUGAAAAUUAGUGUAAAUCAUUUGACAUGUAAAACUUUUUAUGCAAUUUAAGAAGUUCUUUCACUUCAAAGACAUAUGCUUUUCCCCUGUGUUUUCUCAAAACACUUAUUUCUGUAUAAAUACACAAUACUUAUGUUUAGUUUCAAAAUAAUGAGCUGUAAUUUCUAUUAAUAUUUAAAAAGUACAUCUUAAUUUCUUCCUUGUUCUGGUACUUUGGAUAUGAUAGGGUAAUUGUAGCUAUUUUCAUCAAAUGCAAUGUCUUACAAAGAUUUAAAUAGCUUCAUUCUUAUUUUAGAUUAUCACAGUGGCAGAGUUUUGGCAUAUUAGGGUUUUUUAUCUCACAGGAAAAGAUGAUUUGAGUUGAUUUUCAUGAAGCAUCACCGUGAUUAAAAAGUCAUCUAGGCACCCAUUCUAAUUUUAGACAGAUGUAAGCUGCAUGAAAUAAACUGGUUUUUAUUUGGCUUUAAAAGUGCAAUUCCCACUAUAUAGUCUUUUCAUCAUACAAACAAUGUUGCCCUUCUUUUUUCUCCUUUUGAACUUCUGACUCUGAAUAAGCCCCUGCAGCACCUGUGGGUUUUAUGUGAGUAGCACAUGCCAGGCAGCUGGCACAGUGUGGAAAGGUAUUAUCCUUUAUUCCCUCUGAGCACUGCCAGUGCCUUAUGGAAGCAAACUACACAAACCCUAAGGCAAACUAGGAGCCAGGGCUGGUCCUGCCCCCAUGUGAGCUGCUUGGAUCUGGCCAUGUCCCUGCUCCCCAUGGAGGGAAUGGGAUUUCUCACCUCUCACCAGUGAAGCCCAGCUCAAUUGCAGUCUUACACUCAGCUUCUCCUCAAAAUAUCAGAAUUUUUAGAAAUGUCCUGGAGGGAAGGAGAAGUUCACUUGUAAUUGCACCAUAACCAAGAGGGCUGAAUAUAUCCCUUCUCUGUUUUGCAAAAUUUGCUCUCACUAGUAAAGGCCUAUUAGUAUAGGGUUCAUAAACUCAUCAUCUCUAAUUUUUAAUUUUUUUUAACUUUCCUUGCAAUCUUUGUCAAACCUCAGAAAAAAAAGGCAAGGGAGAGACAACAAAUGCAGGAUGGUGAAACUAGUCACAGAAGCUUUGUCAAUGUGAGAUGUACCAAAACAGAAAAUUUUCUGACUUGUAGGAAUUAAAAUGUCAGCAGUGCUGCUGACUUCACUUCAGGCUGGUUAUCUUGAUACCAUUUUUCUUUCCACUGAUCCAUGACAGCAUGAAAAAAGGGAAGAUUGGAGACAUUUGCUCAGAAUUAAUGCUGAAGGUGAAGGGAAGUUUUUAUUCCUUUUAUAAAUAAAAAAUGACGGUAGCCAGCAUUUGGCUGAAGGUGUCUCGGUAACAUGGACAAAAAAGAGAGUUAUAUAGUUUGAAUAAAUAAUCACCAGUGCAUAACAUGUUCUUUCUGACCUGUGAAUAAUUAAUUGAAGUAUGGUAAAGCUACUUAUUGGUACUCAUGGAGCAAUGAUUCAGAUAUCUGCUGUGAAACACAAAUUUAUUUUCAUAUUGACUGCUACUUUUAGUGCUCUGCAUUAAAGAAAGAGAACACUGAGCAUGCAAAAUGGGAAGAGGUGAGGAAAGUCCUUCAGAAACUCAGAAGUGGGUAAAUUCUCUAAGAAUCAAAAUUAUGUGCUCUACAAGAGCAGAAGACAGUGGCAAAUACUCAACCAGAACUGUUCUUCACUGAGCUACUUGCUUCUGAUGCCAGCUGGUGUAGUCACACAUGCAGCCUCUUGUUCUGAAAUUCCAUCUCUUUUUUGGAUUGUGCUUGUGUCCCAGGGGUUGCUUUGUCAUGUCCACCAGGAAUAAUCAGUGCUUGAGUCAGGACUGCAAACUCAGAUUUCUUAUCUGGUAGUCCUGUGCUGAAUGCUCUCUCUCACUUUGUUAAAGUCACCUGAACAAGGAAUAUUAUAGUUACAUUGGCAUACAAGGUUAAUCCUCAGUAAUUUCCAGGGAAAGCAAAAUUCAGGAUAGCUUCUUUAGCUAUGUGGGAAACUACAUGAGAUCUUCUAUUAUCCUUAUGUUUGCUUAAUAUUUUAUAAAAUAUUUUGAGACUGGAUCUUAAUAAAUAUAUUAAAAUUACGUUAUACCCUACCUUGAAGUCAACACUGAAAAUUCUCAUUCCAAUUUGAGGUUAGAAAAUAAGUCUAUUUAAUUUUUGAAAUAAGUACCUACUGAUAUUCUGUAGUAGUUGAGAUACAGUAUAACAAAUUCAGAUCACAAUAAAUUUUCUUUUCUGCUGAGUCUCACAGAAGACCUGACUGAGCAUAAAGAUAAGUGCUGAUGAGUGUAUUUUGAUGAGUGUAUUUUGGUAUGCAGGCAAAAAUGCAAAAUGACAACUUCUACCUUAGUAAGCUUUCUCUCUAAUUAGCAAAGACCCUGUUCUUGUUCCUUUUUAAUAAUUUCUAGACUACUUGCUUUCAAAUAUUUUUUCCACACUAAGAAUUAAUCCCAUUAAGAUUGAAUUUAAAAAAAAUUCCAUGUCUGGAAUUCUGCAGACAUGAAGGGUGGUGUUCAUGCCAUGUUAAAUGUCCACUUCUCAGGGUGGGCCAUUAAAAUUUCACCCUCUGGCCAAAAAUAAAUAUCAAUGGGCUUUUCCAGUGGGAUUCUUCUUUGUAUAUGGAUUUGUGUCUAUGUUAUUUACUGUAAAAUAAGUAAGAAAUCAAGCUGCCAACAUCUGAUGUCUGAAAUAUUUUUCUUCCUCUGAAUUGCUUAGCAAAUUCUCUGUUACUGCUAGAUUGUCUGAAGGGAUACUUUUAUUUAUCACAUGGAAAGCCAUCAUAAAAUGAAACUACUGUGGUAUCAAAAAAGAUUAAUAUGAUAGUUCUGUGCUAGGAUAUUAUGUAUAAUUUAUUUGUUGCAACUGGUAGCAAGACUUCUUUGGGUCUCAAUCUACUUUUCUUUGUAUAAUUAACUGGGUGAUGUAUGAUUUCUCAGUAUUUCAAUAGCAAAGAGUUCUGUAUUUUCUCUCACUUUUGCACAAAGCUGAUAUAAAGUGGGAAUAAUCUCACACUUUUUUGGGUGUGCUUAGUUCCCACGCGCACACGUAUGAAAUGUUGUAAAUGUUAGUUUUUACCUUCCUCAGAUUCUGAGGAUGCCAUUAGAAGAGUUAGGUUUAGGUUAGUUGUCAUUUUUAUACUGCCUUACUGAGCUUCUUUGCUUUUAACAACCUUUCAGGUGGUAGAUUGCCCUGUGCCAAUUCCUCAGCAGGCCAAAAUGUCAGAACCUAAGCAGCUAAAAGAGCAUUCUUUGCUGACUGCUGGUAUCCAUGUGCUCAUUCUGAAAAAAACCAAACCAUAUCUUUGGGUAGCUUACUUGUAAAAACAGAUCCUCUGAGUCUUUCUGCUGUGAUUAUGCUAUUAUGUCAGGUACAAAGGCAAGUAGAGACUUGCUUUGUGGUUUUUAAGAUGGAUUUAAAGGGAAAAAGUUGCUUUUUAGAAGUAUAACAUAUAGAACCAGUACUACUUUUGAGUAGUGGGUAGAUAGUGUCUGUUUUAAAGGGAAAUAACAGACUGUAAUGAGAAAGGGUCUGAGUUCUUAGAUGCACCAGAUAAAUUUUUUUCUAUUGUUUUGAAAGCAAUAUAAAAAUUUACUUAAGAGAAAGAAAGACAGUGUGAAGCAUUUAUGUACCUAGCUACCCAAAUGUUUCAGAAUGCAUUGUUAAUUUUGAGUAUUUCAGUAUUAAAAAUCACAUGCAAACUCAUAAUUUUGCACUCAAAAGUUUGCUGUGGGCUUCCAUAAUGAGAUGAUAAAGAAUAGGAUACUUGAAAAAACAUCAGUACCAUAAUUUCUAAAUAACUCUAAGUAAUAGAAAAUUAAUUUGCAGAUAUUCAUAGUGAAAAUUAUAUAAGCUACUUAUAGUAUUGCAAUUUUUAAAAGCAUAAGUUUGGUCCUUUGUAAUACAUUCAGUAAUUUAACAUUUAAAAAAGUAUUGUUAAUUCUACUUGAUUGAGUUCCUGCAAAUGUAUUCAUCUGUUCUUGACUAUUCACAAGUCUUAUUAAUUCUGAUUCCAAAUGUGUGCUGAUUAUGCCAGUAAAAGCAAUUUUAUUGCUUAUGGUUAGUAAACAUCAGCAGCUGAGGAGCAAUACAGAAGGGAUGUAAUUUGUGUGUUCCAAAUCUAUAAACUUUUAUUUCACUGCAGGACAUAAUCAGCAACACACAUCAGAUUUUUUCCUGCUCCAUCUGCUUGGACUUUGACAUUGCUCAGGCAUCAAUGUGUACUUAGCAUUAACAUUGCAAACAAUUCUCUUUUAAAUCAGUUUAAAAGAUGUAGAUGCUUAAGUUCAAAUAAAAACACUUCACAGUGACAUUCCUGAGAAAACCCCAGGUUUUGUAGCACUUGAUUUCUAACUCCUUCAUGCUUGAACAAAUGAGCACCACACAGAGGCUGAGCUGCUCUUGGUACUCCACUCCCCAUUGAACCCAGUGAGCUUCCAGGUGAGUGGAUGAUCUAGCUGCCCAAAUCUAUUUCAGCUCUAGUCAAGCCUAGGUAUUCAACUAGUUGCCCCUAAGCCUGAUUUUGAACAUGUGCACUGUGUUGUGGAAGAUAAAAUGUGUGAAAUACAGUUGGUUUGACUGCUUACCACUCCGAGCAAUAUAUUUGACUUUCCUUUGACUCUCUUGCAUUUUGGAACCUUGUAGUUUUAAAAAACAAGUUAACUUCAUGUCUCUGCAAAGCUCAUAUAGCUAUGACAUUUGGAAUAAAGAACAGUGCAUUAAAACAAUUACAAUUCAUCAUAUUAUGUCUCAUUCUGGCAAGCUUAAUUGUAAGAAUAUUUGCAAUCCAUGUUCCUGUUUCCUGAUACUUUCCCCGGGAUGGUGCCAGCCCAGAGCUGAGGACUGCUAGUACUGUAUGCCAGUCAGAAAAAGGAGUCUAAUCUUUCUGAUUUGUGGAGCAGGGGGUGGCAGGCUAAGAGCAUGCUCUUGAUCUUAGCCUGGAAAAGAAUGAAUGUGAGAAAGUGCCUCUCUCCAUCCAGGCUUCAGCACAUACAUAGAAUUGCUUUCUUUUGGUAUUUUAAGUUUUCUGGCUACUUCUGAGAUUAAACCUAGCCAGGAAAGAGCAGUAAUAAAACAGUUUUAGGUUUACAUAUAAUGCAGCUGCAACACUUACUCUGUGUCUUUGCACUUGGAAGUUGGUUUUGAACUGUUGUAUAACCCAGAGAGCAGAUGAGGCCUCACACUGACUACCUCUCAUGCAAUAAAACCCAAGCUCAUUCAGUAGCUAAUGUUGAUUACAGUUGAGCAUCCUUUGGCCACACGAUUCAGGGAGGUGGUAGUGGGGAAAAUAAUAAACAAGGAAUGAUAAUAAAGACUUUAUUCCAGUGAUGCAUUUGGUAUACAUGAUACCCAUAAUACCAACUCCAACUGAAGGUGGUCCUACAGCUUCUGGUAGGAAAUAAAAAGUGAAUUUGGCUAUGCUGUAGUUUUUGUUGUGCUCUAAAAUGUUACAAAAGAUGUCAUCUGUUUCCUUCAGACAAAGUCAGAUUUUCCAGGAUAUUGUGUCCAAAACCUACACCCAAUUCUAAUUUUUCAGGAAACAUGAUGCUCUUUUACCUG
Molecule: messenger RNA, 12062 nt
Organism: Oenanthe melanoleuca
Lineage: Eukaryota; Metazoa; Chordata; Aves; Passeriformes; Muscicapidae
Gene: OSBPL6
Product: oxysterol binding protein like 6
Cellular component (GO): perinuclear endoplasmic reticulum; intracellular membrane-bounded organelle; plasma membrane
Molecular function (GO): cholesterol binding
Source: RefSeq, a predicted model, not a curated record